Molecule: messenger RNA, 878 nt
Organism: Aspergillus sclerotioniger CBS 115572
Lineage: Eukaryota; Fungi; Ascomycota; Eurotiomycetes; Eurotiales; Aspergillaceae
Exons: 1
Coding region: 201-797 (198 amino acids)
Source: RefSeq, a predicted model, not a curated record
UACAGCGGGGGACGAUGCACAGUUGGGAAAAUGAGUCGAUAACUGGGCUCGACUUGUUUCUGUCAUGCUUCCGGCGAAACAACUUACCAUUCAUAACAAGGCUUUGGAGCCGUACUGGCCGUUCUAGUGUCCAUCGGAGUAUUAAAUUAACGUCCAUAUUGUGAUUCAAGUCAGCGGUAGAGUACUAGAAGAGAAUUAUUAUGAUCGAGAGACGACUAGAAUAUCAGCUGGAAGAUAUAUCAUCCCAUACUCAAAGAAUAGAACCAUAUAUACUUCACGAUGAGUAUAUAAGCUGCAUGUGUGUAGUAUUAAGAAUUGGUCCUGGAGGGACCUGGACCGCUCUGUAUGGAUGCUUGGGAUAUAUCUUUGUGUUUAUCUCACGAUUCGGACCGCGCAGUGAGAAAAAGAAGCUCCCCGGCAGGCCCCCGUGUACCCCCGUGGAAUGCAGGAAUUGUGUUCCGAACCUUUGGAGUCGUUGUAAGAUGAAGCCCGCGAGCCAAUCCGAUUACGUAGCGGUUAGUCGCCCGCCGCACGAGUGGAGAGCCUCGUCCACUCACCAUCACUUGAACUUAACAACAUCCUCAAUUUUGCCAGCUGUCGCAUCCCCGGUCCCAGCAACCGCCCCUAGGCCUUCUUGGUCUGUUCUUAGAUCCACGGCCAACAAUAUUCGUUUCUUCGCUGCGCAAAUCUCCCCGACACGGAGUCUCGAACUGCCGCCCAAUCUCACCGACCGUCCGCGAUCGCCCACCGUGCAGCCAUGUUCCCUGCCCCGUCACUCUAAUUCGACGCACAAUUGAAUCCCGUGGCAGAAUACCUCCAGCAGCAUAUGAUUACGACCUCCUGCCCCGUGCCAUCCCCGCCGCCCGCCGCUGCCAGCC